This is a messenger RNA of Guyanagaster necrorhizus, 750 nucleotides long. RefSeq names its product concanavalin A-like lectin/glucanase. The record is from RefSeq and is a predicted model, not a curated record. Gene Ontology annotation, molecular function: cellulase activity. The coding region runs from base 1 to 750 and encodes 249 amino acids. Lineage: Eukaryota; Fungi; Basidiomycota; Agaricomycetes; Agaricales; Physalacriaceae. Gene Ontology annotation, biological process: polysaccharide catabolic process. The transcript is spliced from 5 exons.
AUGUUAUCUCUUUCGAUCCUUACCGCCUUCGUCUGUCUGACACCCUUCGUUAUUGCUGCUCCUUCCGAGCUUCAAAAGCGUGUCGACACCACGACCUACUGUGGUCAAUAUGACAGCGUCGAUACCGGCACAUAUACUCUUUACCUCGACCAGUGGGGGAAGGACAACGCCGAUUCUGGUUCAGACUGCGCUUCGGUCACGUCUACCAGUGGUACCAAUAUCGCAUGGACCACGACGUGGACAUGGAGCGGGGGCUCUGGUGUGAAGAGUUUCACUAACAUCAACGUCAACGACGGUCUCGACGUUAAGCUCAGUGCUAUUAGCAGUAUCAAGAGUUCGUGGACCUGGACCCAAACUACCAGCGGGACCGUUGUGGCCGACAUUGCGUAUGAUAUGUUCACCUCGUCCACUUCUGGGGGCUCGAAUGAGUAUGAGAUCAUGGUCUGGCUCGAUAAUAUCAAUGCCGGGGCUAUCUCUUACACCUAUGGCUCUGACGGUUCGGCUACACCCAUUGUUAGCAGUGUUACUAUUGCAGGAUACACAUGGGACUUGUAUUAUGGCUCUAAUGGUUCCAACUAUGUCUACUCCUUCUUGACUGCGGAUGGGAGCGCCAUCAAGAGCUUCAGCGCUGACCUGAUGGACUUCUUCGAUUACCUCACCUCGAACGAGGGAUUGAGCACUUCACAAUACUUGACCACGGUUCAGGGUGGAACUGAGGCCACCUCAGGUUCUGCCACUCUCACUUCGUGA